UGCGCUGCUAGCGCCUUGGAGUCGCCGUGGCCCGUCAUGCCCCUCCCUAAAGUCCUCCGGCUCCGGGCUGUCAUGUCAUGCAAAUGCCCCUCAUCGCGCGGUCCCGUCAUUCUUUCAUCCCUCCUCCAUCGUCGUCGAAUGCCCAUCGUGUGCCAAGCAGGGAAUUGUGUGUUGAUGGUCAAUUUGCAUCGUUCGACAAGCUGUGGUUCUCAUGUCUGAUAUCUGAGGACCUCAAUCUACUACUCUCAAGGCACUCGUACACUCUCCAGUCCCCUCUGCGAGAAUCUGCCGGACCAUCAUGGAUUUCAACAGCACCUCGCCAUAUCCCGAGGGGGUCAUCUCCUUCCUCGACACUGACUUGUACAAAUUGACGAUGCAAUGCGCCGUGUACAAGUGCUUUCGAGACGUCCCUGUAUCCUACGCUUUCACCAACCGCACCCCGGACAAGAAGCUGUCACGCGCUGCGUUCAAGUGGUUGGAGGAGCAAAUACGAAAGCUCGGAAAUAUCUCGCUGUCGAAUGAAGAGUACCGCUUCCUCCAAACGCACUGCGACUACCUCACCCCCGAAUACCUCAAUUUCCUCAAAGACUUCCGCCUCGACCCUCGUGAACAAGUCAAGGCCACAUUCAAGCCCGUGGACAAGGACACCGGUGCCGACGACGAGCUUGGCGAUAUCGACAUCAGCAUCAAGGGUGUGUGGGUCGAGACCAUUCUGUACGAGAUCCCUAUACUGGCCUUGACGUCGGAGGCAUACUUCCGUUUCAUGGACACGGAUUGGAACUACGAUGGCCAGGAGCAGACAGCGUUCGAGAAGGGCAUGCGGCUCCUGGAGGCGGGCUGUAUCACAUCCGAGUUUGGCACCCGGCGCAGGAGGGAUUACCACACGCAGGCACUGGUCUUCCGGGGCCUGGUCAAGGCCUCCGAGAAGGCAAAGGAGCAGGGUUACCCAGGCAAGCUCUCAGGGACAAGCAAUGUGCACCUGGCCAUGCGCUUCAACAUUCCACCCAUUGGUACUGUUGCACACGAGUGGUUCAUGGGGACUGCUUCCAUCGUGGGCGACUACACUACGGCGACCGAGGAAGCCCUGAGGCGAUGGGUGAGCUGCUUCGGACCCAAGCUCGCCAUCGCAUUGACGGAUACUUUCGGUACCAAAGAGUUCCUCAAGGCCUUCAGCAAGCCCGUGCGGCCGAUUGACAGCAGCUUCCCGCGCGAAACGUUCCAGAAGGAGGACGGCACCCCCAAGACGUAUGCCGAGCUCUUCACCGGCGUGCGACAGGACUCUGGCGACCCCGAGGAGUACGUCAAGAUCCUGCGGGAGUACUACGACGGGGAAGGGAUCAAGGACAAGAAGACGAUUGUGUUCUCGGAUUCUCUCAACAUUGAUCGCUGCCUGGAGUACAAGCAGGUUGCGGACAAGUAUGGCUUCCAUCCGACCUUUGGUGUUGGCACGUUCUUGACAAACGACUUUACCAACUUGAAGACGGGGGCCAAGUCGGUGCCCCUGAACAUUGUCAUCAAGCUGAGCUCGGCGGCGGGUCGCCCAGCCAUCAAGAUCAGCGACAACAUUGGUAAGAACACUGGGGACAAGAGCACCGUCGAAAAGGUCAAGCUGGAGCUUGGGUAUGUUGAACGCGAAUGGGAGGGCGGCGAUGAGACAUCGCGCUGGGGCAAGGAGGGCGAGAAAUAACUACGCCGGGUUCGCGCAUGAUACCCAUCUUGGAUAGCCGUAGGCUGUGGAUAGAGGACAAGGUAAAGGUAAACUAUUAGAGGUUCAUACCAGGACGC
Emericellopsis atlantica is the source of this 1785-nucleotide messenger RNA. Its product is annotated as Quinolinate phosphoribosyl transferase. Bases 299 to 1687 code for a protein of 462 amino acids. NCBI's taxonomy places the organism in Eukaryota, Fungi, Ascomycota, Sordariomycetes, Hypocreales, Bionectriaceae. Gene Ontology annotation, molecular function: nicotinate phosphoribosyltransferase activity. Gene Ontology annotation, biological process: NAD+ biosynthetic process. The record is from RefSeq and is a predicted model, not a curated record. The transcript is spliced from 3 exons.